GAAAACAAGAAAAUAAUUUUUACUUGUCAAUAAAAUGCUUCUUGAUUUAAGAACUUUAAGAUAUUUUGACUAGAAACAAGACAAAAACUCUAAGUAAGAACAGCAUUUUUUGCAGUGCAUCUUAAUGUAGUGGAAACUGAACCCACAAUGCAACAGUGAUGGGACACAAAAAUUGUCCCAAAUUUUAAGAAGACAUUUUGGAUAUAUCAGGGUCUAUAUGAUGUCCUCAUCUGCUUGACAGUCAGUCCAUAUCUACGUUCUUCAUCUUUUGUAGGUGUAUUGUAAAUUUAGUAAAUUCAUUCUUUUACUAUUAUUGUUUGUUACACAAUGAGCAGUGACCUAAGUUGUAUGUUAUAUUAUGCACAUUACAUGUGUUAUUUGUGUAUUUAUGUGAAAUACAGACAAUGUUGCAUCUUAUCAUAUGGGUUUACAGGGAUAUAUCUCAAUGAACUCUGUAUAAUUAAACAGUAAUGUUUAUGGCAGUUGUCUUACACUGGAGUGACACACAAUGAAGUGUUUUGACUUAUUAAAUGACAAGGAAAUGGACACAGAGAGACAUAAACUCAAAAGAUCUUCACAGCUCUUUUCAAGUCAAUAUAGAUGAAUCUUCUGUUUAUGGACAAAUGACUAUAUACUUUAUUUAUCUUCAAGUAAAUGUGUCUUCUUAUUGAAUAAAUGUAAUUAAUUCAACUCUAACUUAAUGGUUGUGUGAUUUUUUUGCAUGCCUUCUGUAAAGUCCGACUGUGUUUUCUGUAGUUUCUGCAGAACUGAAUUAAUCCAUGUGGAAAUUGAGUGUCUUCUUUGAAUAUGAGAGACAGGAAGUAAAAUGAUAUUGUGAGAAGUGUGUUCGGUUACUACUUCAUGUUACUAAUGAAAGUUUUUUCAUUCAAAGCCACAAGGAAUAAAGAGGAACUCAUGCCACAUAGCUCACAGUAUGAGAUAAGUCUUCAUCAACAAAACACUUUAUAAGUCAAUAGUUCUGUGUUCUGAUUGCUUCUGAAGCUGUUUAGUCUGAACCUGAGACAGAGCAGCAGAAGACAAAAGAAGAGGUCACAACAACACAAGUCUGCAUCUCAUCACAUUCAUAACAAAAACACAACCCGGAAACUACCUGAAACACACCAAAAGCUUCAACAGAUCAUUUAAUAAGAGAGAAGAAUGAAGAUCAUCUCAACUUUCACACUACUGAUGAUUCCUGGUGUCGUGAGCUCCAUCAGUGUGUCAGGAUAUCCAGGAGCUGAAGUCAACAUCACAUGCAAAUAUGAUAAAGAGUAUACAUUGAAUAUAAAGUAUUUUUGUAAAGGUCGGUGGGCAACAUGCUCUGACCGCAUCAGAAGUGAUAAGAAAGAUAAAUGGGUUCAUUCUGGAAGAUUCUCUCUGUAUGACAGCACAAGAUCAGCAGUCUUCACUGUGACCAUCAGAAAUCUGAGUCAGUGGGAUUCUGGAACAUACUAUUGUGCGGUCGAUAAAUAUGGGAUAGAUUUCCACACCGAAGUGAAGCUGAAAGUUGGAACAGAUCCGUCUUUGAUCAUCGGUCUGUCUGUCCCUUCAGUUCUUAUCAUCAUGUCAUUCAUAGUGAUUCGCUGCAAGAAGCGUCAGACUCGAGGUCAAAGUCUCUCCACAACCCCCUCUGAUCCUUCUUAUAUGGUUUAUACUAUUCCACAUUCCACAACGGUUUAAUCUACUACCGCAGAGGUCUUCAACCCUGCUCCUGGGGACCCAAUGUCCUGCAGAGUUUAGCUCCAACCCUAAUCGAACACACCUGAACCAGCUAAUCAAGCUCUUCUGGAUUGCUUGAAAAUCACAGACAGGUGUGCUGAAGCAGGUUGGAAAUAAAUUUUGCAGAACAGUGGGUCCCCAGGAGCCGAAUUACCAAUAAACCCCUCAGAGUCUGAAUGAAGAAGCAUGUUCAUGACUUUAAAAUGCAAAACGCUUGUCAAAGUUGAUCAUGUGGGACGUUCUGCUGCUCUUUUCCAGCAUCUGUACAGCUGUUGUUGUAGGAGCUCCAGAUACAGUUACAGGACACAGAGGAGAGAGAGUUGAGAUCAGAUGCUCAUAUGAACCUGGAUAUGAAUCAAAUUCAAAGUAUUUUUGUAAAGGCGAGUGUAGCUUUAGUAAUAAAAACAUCAUGGUUAAAUCAGGAUCUCCAGCUAAAGACGAGAGAUUCUCUCUGACUGACGACAAGAAGAACAGAGUUUUCACCGUCACCAUCACUGAUCUGAGAACAGAGGAUGAAGGACAAUACUGGUGUGCUGUGGAGAGGCCUUUAACUGAUGUCUAUUCAGAGAUUUUGCUGAAGGUUAAACAAGAUAUCAAGACCACUGAAGCUUCAACCAUCAGCCCUUUUUUAACGACACAGUCGUCUUUCAGCACAACAGAACUGAAUCCACAAUCAGUCACUCAUCAAACUGAAAAUGAAAUAACAAGAACAGGAAAUACUACAGUUGAACUCCAUCAGCCAAACACUAACCUGGCUUCUGUUGCUGGCGGUCUGGGUUCGGUUCUGCUGGUUCUGACUCUGUGUUCUGGAACAAUCCUCAUCCUGAAAAAGAGGAAAAGGAAAUGUGGGACAGCUUUAGUUCAGCAAAAUGUGCAGCACAAUACAGAGACUGACGUCACCGCGGUAACAUCUUCACCCAAUCAGACGCCUGCAUCACACCUCGACAACCUCCCAGAAGUCUCUGCUGUUUACGCCACAGUAACCAAACAGCAGCCUGAUUCAAACCCCGGUCACACCCACUCGACCAAUCAGGUGACAGAUCCAGACUGUGAUUAUUAUGCCAAUAUAAAUUCACCUGACCCAACACAGGACAGCAGGACAGAACUGAUCUACGUGACAGCAACACAUCCACAAAACAUCUCAACACAUCCACAAAUCUUUUCAAGAAAUGAGGGUGUAAUAUAUUCAGUGAUCAACAGUAAAUAAAAAGUCUGUCAAAAUCUGUUAUUAAUCUAUAAAAUCUGUAAUGAAUCAAUAUUUUGACACUUUUAUGUACAAAACACAGUUUAUAAGUGUAUAAUGUUCACUAUGCUUCACCAACAAGAUAAGCAGCUAACAACAAAAUAACAUUGUGUGAUUUUUUUAAAUGUAAUUGAUACACCUCUUUAAAGCAGUUUAAGCAUAUAAAAAGUCAACUUACCCUUCUUUUUAA
Molecule: messenger RNA, 3152 nt
Organism: Megalobrama amblycephala (Wuchang bream)
Lineage: Eukaryota; Metazoa; Chordata; Actinopteri; Cypriniformes; Xenocyprididae
Product: CMRF35-like molecule 3
Exons: 10
Coding region: 1949-2926 (325 amino acids)
Source: RefSeq, a predicted model, not a curated record